Molecule: messenger RNA, 4567 nt
Organism: Pelagomonas calceolata
Lineage: Eukaryota; Pelagophyceae; Pelagomonadales; Pelagomonadaceae
Source: the annotation of a GenBank genome assembly
CGCAGCGCGCAAGAAUUGCCAGUAUAAAUCUGCAGUAGUAGCUUGAGGAUCGCCACCAAGGCAGCCCGGGACGGCGUGAGAAGGUUGGCACACAAUGGGCGGCGGUGUAUCAUCUCUCCCUGCAGAGGUCUCGCUUGCUGAGGCCAAGGAGCUGGCGGGCGCCAAGUGGCAGCCCGCGUGGGAGGAGAAGUUCGCGGAAGCCAAGAUCUCCAGGGACGAGGCAAUACAAUGCUGGAAAGAGUCCAAGGCCACGAUCUCCGAGGCGCUCUACGAGAAGCUCCACGGCGUCGACCGCUCCGGUGUUGCCGAGGCGCUGGACUUUUCGGCCAUAAUUGCAGAGAAGCGCGGGCAGCACCUACCCGGCACGCGCGAGUGGGUCUUCGAGGCGGUCAUGCGCUGGCGGACGGAUCCGGAAGCUGCGAAGCUCUUCUGGCUCGUCGGUGGCGGCGGCACGGGCAAGAGCGUCGCCGCGGCCGAGUUGCUGGCGCGACUGCUCGACAAACAAAACGCAGCCGCGUGGCACUUCUGCAAGCACACCGAGCCGGCGCGGUCCGCGCCAGCGACACUUUUGCGGUCGCUGGCGGGCAUGCUUUGCGCGACGGUCGAUGGAUUCGAGGAGGCGCUGCGCGAGGGCGGCGGCGGCGACAACGCGACGGACAAGGUCGACGAGCUCUUCCAGGCGCUGAUUGCCGAGCCGCUGCAAAGCGUUGAGGCGCCGCGCGGCGCGGACGACGCUCUGGUGUUGAUAAUCGACGCGCUCGACGAGCUGCCGCGCGACGCGCUCAAGCCGGUGUUGUCGUUGCUCGCGAACGAGCUCAAGACGCUGCCGCCAUGGAUCAAACUUGUGGUGACGAGCCGCGACGAGGCUCAGAUUAAGGCGUCAUUGAAAGGUUACACGCCGUCAGAGCUCCGCGUCGACGAGGCGCGGAACCGGCAAGACGUUCGCGCGUACCUGACGGUACUCGCGAAGGAGCACGUCGAGCUGGAAGUGACGAUGGACUCGCUGCGGCACGAGGUCGAGGCGAAGUUCCCGGGCCUGAAGAAUCUCGACACGUUCGCGGAUCUAGAGGACCCGCUGCGGCGGUCGAAGGGCGCGUACGAUGACGCCGUCAACGGGGUAGCGGACAUCGGCGCCCUCGCUGCGUACAAGGAACGGCGUGAUGUAGACUUGAAGCAAGACAAGAGCGAUUUCGAGGCGCUCUAUGCCGACGCAGCGCGAGCGCAGAAGAUUUUAGUUGACAAGCUCACGCAGCUGCCCGGUGAUCUCUCAGACCCAGGCGUGAAGGGGCGCGGCUCGGCGCAGCGCAAGCUAAACGACAAUUACAAAGGUGAUGCCGCGCGCUUCCGAGACCUCAGUCGGGCGACAGUCUUGUUCGAGAACGCCGCCGACCUUCUCAAGGUGCUGACCGAACUGGAUGGUGGCGGCCUCGGGCUGGAGAUCGCUCAAUUAAAAAACAAGUUCGCGAAUCCGACGCCGCUCGGCUACCGUGACAUGAACUUGAACGUCCGCGUCCAGCUCGGCGACGGCGAGACGCAUCUCGCCGAGGUUCAAUUAAAUUUGAGGAGCGUUGCGGACGCCAAGCACAUCGCCCACGAGCAAUACGAAGUGAUCCGAUUAGCGCUGCCGAAGAUGUGUGAAGGUACGAGUGUCGAAGCGGACGCGCUUGAGGCGUAUAUCGCUCGUCGCUUGCGGUCUUCGGCGUUGGAUGCAGCUGUGACCUCGCUCGAACGGAAGGCCGGCGGACUCAUGCUCUACGCACGUCUCAUCGCGGAGCAGCUCGCGUCCACGACGGGCAAGAUCGACUUUGCGAGCGUCGGUGCACUUCCCGCGGGCCUCGACGAGAUCUACGCGGAGAAUUUUCGACGCGUGUUUGUCGAUGAUACUGCAUGGUGCGACGCGCUGCCGCUCGUUGAAUUAAUCUGUGCAGCGGCCGAGCCGUUGACAAUUGACGCUGCGAGUGGGGCGCUCGGCUGGGAUCGGGCUCGCUGCGAGGGUCUAUGUGCUGAGGUGUCGCUGCUGUUCCCGCUGCGCGAGGGCGACGUGAUCGGUGUUUUGCACAAGACCGUAACGGACUGGCUAACCGGCGAGGCGCCGUUUGACGGCCGUGGCUGUGAGGACGCGUUCUUCAUUGCGCAGGAGUCGGCGCACCGGCGGCUGGCGCGGGCUUGUGCUCGGGCGGUUCGUGCUGAGGUUCUGGAUGCAAAGUCGUACUCGAGCGAUGCUGCUGCAGAUGCGGCGCUGGCAUCAUUCGUCAAGGGCGAGGGCGGCGCUGCGUCGGAUGCUUAUGCGUUGCGCUGGUGCUUGUUUCACAUGAAGCGGUCUUCUGCUGAGGGCGAGGCCGUCGCUGUGGCGUGUGCCUUGUCGUACGUGCAGAAACGGGUCGAUGGCGGCGACGUUGGUGCAUUUGCUGGUGACCUCGAUGUGCUGGAGGGUCGUGACGCGCUUCUACUCCGCGACGCGCUCGUGUUGUCACGGAACGCGUUGUCGCAGGGCACUCCACUUGUCGAGCAGUUCUGGCAGCGCAUGACACCACGCGCCAAUGCGGAGUCGUCUCCUGCCGCGCGACGCCUGGCCGACGACGCAAAGGGAGUCGCGAGCAAGCUGCCGCUCUCGGCCGUGAGGUCGAUGGGUCUGACGGCGGCAGGUGGGGCGGAGCGGUGUCGUAUUGAGGCCGGAGGUGAGUGCACGAGCUUGGCGACGUUCGUGGAUCCGGCGACGGGCGAGCCGCGGGUUGCUUGUGGUUUUGAGCAUGAAGUGUACAUCUAUGAUCCGGUCGCUGGUGGCGCGGCGCUUCUCGUGAUUGAUGUGGACUCGGAUGUGCGGAGGUUAGUGGUCUUCAAAGACCCGGCGACGGGUGAGCCGCGGCUUGCUUGUGGUUGUUAUGAUGGGAAGGUGCGCAUCUUCGACCCGGUCGCGGGGGGCGAGGCGUUGCUUGUGAUCGAUGUGGAUUAUAGCGUGAGUGCGCUUGUCGUAUUUGAGGAUCCGGCGACGGGUGCGCUGCGGCUCGCAUGCAGUUCUGACGACUGGAAGGUUCGCGUCUUCGACCCGGUCGCGGGUGGUGAGGCGCUGCUCGUCCUCGAGAUAGGCGACGAAGUGAACGCCUUGGCAGUCUUCAAAGACCCAGCGACGGGCGCGCCGCGGCUCGCGCGCGCGUCGGGAGAGAAGGUGCUUGUCUUCGAUCCGACCGCGGGCGGUGACGCGCUGCUCGUGGUAGAUACUGGACACGAAGUGUGGGCACUGGCGGUCUUCAAGGAACCAGCGACGGGCGCGCCGAGGCUCGCGUGUGGUUCUACCGAUGGAAAGAUUCGUGUCUUUGACGCUAUUUCUGGUGGCGACGUGCUGCUCGUGCUCGACGCUGGCGAAGUGGUGAGGGCGCUGGUCGCAUUCGAUGACCUGGCGACGGGCGAGCUGCGGCUCGCGAGCGGGUCGGAGGACGGAAAGGUGCGCGUCUUCGACCCGGUCGCGGGCGGCGAGGCGCUGGUCGUGCUCGAGGGGCAUGCGGACUAUGUGAGGGCUUUGACAGCCUUCACAGACCCGGCGACGGGCGAGCUGCGGCUCGUGAGCGGAUCGGACGACAGCACUGUGCGAGUUUGGAACCCGGCGGCGAGCGGCGCGGCGAUCGAGGUGGAGCCCGAGGGGCACUCUGGCAUUGUGAGGGCCAUGGUGACCUUUGUGGAUCCGGCGACGGGUGUGCUGCGGGUCGCGACCGGGUCGAACGAUGAGACGAUUCGCGUGUGGGACGCAGAGACUGGCGGUGGGCUGCUCGUGAUCGACGUUGGUUCUGAUGUGUUUGCGUUGGCGUUCUUUGUGGACCCGGCGACGGGCGCGCCGCGGCUCGCUUCUGGCUCUAACGGUGGGAAGGUGCGCGUCUUCGACCCGGUCGCGGGCGGCGAGGCGCUGGUCGAGCUCGACGCCGGCAACACCGCGUAUGCGCUGGCGUUCUUCGCGGACCCGGCGACGGGUGCGUCGCGGCUCGCUUGUGGAUCAGGUGGUUGGCGUGGUGGGAAAGUGCAUGUCUUCGAUCCAGUCGCGGGGGGCGAGGCGCUGCUCGUGAUCGACGUGAAUGCUAAGGCGCUGGCAAUGUUCACGGACCCGGCGACGGGCGCGCUGCGGCUUGCUUGUGGUUGUGAGAAUGGGGAGGUGCGUAUUUACGACCCGCUCGCGGGCGGCGAGGCGCUGCUCGUACUCGAGGGGCACACGGAAUCCGUGGAGGCGUUGACUGUUUUCGAAGACCCGGCGACGGGCGGACUUCGCCUCGCCAGCGGAUCAGACGACAAUUCCGUGCGCGUCUGGGACUUGGCGGCGGGUGGUGCGGUGCUGUUUGUGCUCGAGGGACACACGGAGUUUGUUUGCGCGCUGACGGCCUUCGCGGACCCGGCGACGGGCGAGAUGCGGCUCGUGAGCGCGUCGUACGACAAGACUUUGCGGGUAUGGGACGUGACCAAGGGCGGUGCGGCGCUGCGGGUAGUUCCUUUUGAAGAUAAUGUCUGGGACUUGGCGGCCAGGAACGACAAGAGCGGGCUCUUUGUGGCUUUGGGAAAGCGGUGGGGGGAAUUGCGCAUAUAG